UCGACCGAUCGAGCCAGCCACACUCGUAACCGAGACGUCCGUUUCGUGGUGUCCUAACAGCAUGAUCUUGCUCAUAGUCCUGGCCGCGUCAUUGGUGGCGUCGACGAUCGCCGAAUCCUACGAGGACAGAGAAUACAUUCAGUACAGAGGCCCUCCAGCGCCAUUGACCAGCGAUGGGAUGGUCAUGGACACGCCGGAAGUGGCCCAUGCGAGGGCCGCCCACCUAGCGUUGCACGCUGAAACGAUGGCCAGGCUGAGAAAGGCCCAGAACGAUUACGAGAUGUACGAGAACAACGAAAUGUCGUACAUGCCACAAGUGAUGGACCCUGUCGAGACUGUGAUGCAAAAGAGACAGAGGCAGAGGGAAUACAUGCCUUUGGAAAGCGAUGGAAACGCUAUGGAGAAUCCUGAGAUGACAGAUGCGAAAAGCCCUCGUUUGACAACGCGUGCACGAGCAGCCUCGAAGGCGUCGGAAUUUUACGAAUUUGACAUCUUUGAUGGACGAAAAAAUUUGGUUUACCUGGCACCUGUUCGAGUUACCUACAAACACUCGCCGACAAUGGGUUACAGAGGACCACUAGCGCCACUCGGCCCUGACGGCCGCGUGGUGGAUACACCGGAAGUGAUGAGGGCGCGCGAGGCGCACAUGAAGGCACACGCUCGCGCCGUAGCACUCUCCACUCAGAACGAUCUUUACUAUUAAAAUGAGGAUAGGAUUUUGUUCCCUU
Apis florea (little honeybee) is the source of this 728-nucleotide messenger RNA. RefSeq lists its product as uncharacterized. NCBI's taxonomy places the organism in Eukaryota, Metazoa, Arthropoda, Insecta, Hymenoptera, Apidae. The record is from RefSeq and is a predicted model, not a curated record.